Otolemur garnettii (small-eared galago) is the source of this 6302-nucleotide messenger RNA. It is a transcript of the gene PPARGC1A, whose product is annotated as PPARG coactivator 1 alpha. Gene Ontology annotation, molecular function: RNA binding; transcription factor binding. Gene Ontology annotation, biological process: positive regulation of transcription by RNA polymerase II. Lineage: Eukaryota; Metazoa; Chordata; Mammalia; Primates; Galagidae. The transcript has 13 exons. Bases 121 to 2517 code for a protein of 798 amino acids. The record is from RefSeq and is a predicted model, not a curated record. Gene Ontology annotation, cellular component: nucleus.
UAGUAAGACAGGUGCCUUCAGUUCACUCUCAGUAAGGGGCUGGUUGCCUGCAUGCGUGUGUGCUCUGUGUCACAGUGGACCGGAGCUGAACAAGCUUGACUGGCGUCAUUCAGGAGCUGGAUGGCGUGGGACAUGUGCAACCAAGACUCUGAUUCUGUGUGGAGUGACAUCGAGUGUGCUGCCCUGGUUGGUGAAGACCAGCCUCUUUGCCCAGAUCUUCCUGAACUGGAUCUUUCAGAAUUAGAUGUGAACGACUUGGAUACAGACAGCUUUCUGGGUGGACUCAAAUGGUGCAGUGACCAAUCAGAAAUAAUAUCCAAUCAGUACAACAAUGAGCCUUCAAACAUAUUUGAGAAGAUAGAUGAGGAGAAUGAGGCAAACUUGCUAGCAGUCCUCACGGAGACACUGGACAGUCUCCCCGUGGAUGAAGACGGAUUGCCCUCAUUUGACGCGCUGACAGAUGGAGACGUGACCACCGACAACGAGGCCAGUCCCUCCUCCAUGCCUGAGGGCACCCCCCCGCCUCAGGAGGCAGAAGAGCCAUCUCUACUUAAGAAGCUCUUACUGGCACCGGCCAACACUCAGCUAAGUUAUAAUGAAUGCAGUGGGCUCAGUACCCAGAACCAUGCAAACCAUAACCACAGGAUCAGAACAAACGCCACAGUUGUCAAGACUGAGAAUUCAUGGAGCCACAAAGCGAAGAGCAUUUGUCAACAGCAAAAGCCACAAAGACGUCCCUGCUCAGAGCUUCUCAAGUAUCUGACCACAAACGAUGACCCUCCUCACACCAAACCCACAGAGAACAGAAACAGCAGCAGAGACAAAUGUACCUCCAAAAAGAAGUCCCACACACAAUCACAGUCGCAACAUCUACAAGCCAAACCAACUACUUUAUCUCUUCCUCUGACCCCAGAGUCACCAAAUGACCCCAAGGGUUCCCCAUUUGAGAACAAGACUAUUGAACGAACCUUAAGUGUGGAACUCUCUGGAACUGCAGGCCUAACUCCACCCACAACUCCUCCUCAUAAAGCCAACCAAGAUAACCCUUUUAGGGCUUCUCCAAAACUGAAGUCCUCUUGCAAGACUGUGGUGCCACCACUAUCCAAGAAGCCCCGGUACAGUGAGUCUUCUGGUACCCAAGGCAGUAACCCUGCCAAGAAAGGGCCCGAGCAGUCAGAGCUGUACGCACAACUCAGCAAGUCCUCCGUGCUCGCCAGUGGACUGGAGGAAAGAAAGACCAAGAGGCCCAGUCUACGGCUGUUUGGUGACCACGACUAUUGCCAGUCAGUUAACUCCAAAGUCGAAAUACUCAUUAAUCUAUCACCGGAGCUCCAAGACUCUAGACAACUAGAAUAUAAAGAUGCCUCCUCUGAUUGGCAGGGGCAGAUUUGUUCUUCCACAGAUUCUGACCAGUGCUACCUGAGAGAGACUUCGGAGGCCAGCAAGCAGGUCUCUCCUUUCAGUACCAGAAAACAGCUCCAAGACCAGGAGAUCCGAGCCGAGCUGAACAAGCACUUCGGUCAUCCCCGUCAAGCUGUUUUUGAUGAUGAAACAGACAAGACCAGUGAACUGAGGGAUAGUGAUUUCAGUAACGAACAGUUCUCCAAACUACCUAUGUUUAUAAAUUCAGGACUAGCCAUGGAUGGCCUGUUUGAUGACAGCGAAGAUGAGAGUGACAAACUGAGCUACCCUUGGGACGGCACGCAGUCCUAUUCCUUGUUUGAUAUGUCUCCUUCUUCCUCUUCUUUUAACUCUCCAUGCAGAGAUUCCGUGUCACCGCCCAAAUCCUUAUUUUCUCAAAGACCGCAAAGGAUGCGCUCUCGUUCAAGGUCCUUUUCCCGACACAGGUCGUGUUCCCGGUCACCGUACUCCAGGUCAAGAUCAAGGUCUCCAGGCAAUAGAUCCUCUUCCAGAUCCUGCUACUACUACGAGUCAAGCCACUACAGACACCGCACACACCGAAAUUCUCCUUUGUACGUGAGAUCACGUUCAAGAUCGCCCUAUGGCCGUCGGCCCAGGUAUGACAGCUACGAGGAAUAUCAGCACGAGAGGCUCAAGAGAGAAGAAUACCGCAGAGAGUAUGAGAAGCGGGAGUCUGAGCGGGCCAAGCAGAGGGAGAGGCAGAGGCAGAAGGCAGUUGAAGAACGCCGAGUGAUUUAUGUUGGUAAAAUCAGACCUGACACGACACGGACAGAACUGAGGGACCGUUUUGAAGUUUUUGGUGAAAUUGAGGAGUGCACAGUCAAUCCACGGGAUGAUGGAGACAGCUAUGGUUUCAUUACCUACCGUUAUACCUGUGAUGCUUUUGCUGCUCUUGAAAAUGGAUACACUUUGCGCAGGUCGAACGAAACUGAUUUCGAGCUGUACUUUUGUGGACGCAAGCAAUUUUUCAAGUCUAACUAUGCAGACCUAGAUUCAAACUCAGAUGACUUUGACCCUGCUUCCACCAAGAGCAAGUAUGACUCUCUGGAUUUUGAUAGUUUACUGAAAGAAGCUCAGAGAAGCUUGCGCAGGUAACAUGUUCCUUGGCUGAGGAUGACAGAGGGAUGGUGAAUACCUCACGGGACAGUGCGUCCUUCCCUAACAGACUAUUGCAAGUCAUACUUAGGAAUUUCUCCUACUUUACACUCUCUGUACAAAAGCAAAGCAAAGCAACAAUACAGCAACAACAACAACAAUAACAAUGGUUUACAUGAACACAGCUGCUGAAGAAGCGAGAGGCAGAGUGAUAUCCAGUAAGCACAUGUUUAUUCAUGGUGUCGGCUUUGCUUUCCCCGGAGUCGCUUGGCGAUGGAGUGUGUGUGUGUGCGUGCGUGUGAGUGUGCAAGCCUGGGGUAGGGGAAGUAUAUGUGUGGGCACGUGGGGACUGGGAGCACCUGACCAGAGUGUGCAAGGGCAAACCCCUUCAAAUGGCAGCAGUUCCAUGAAGACACACUUAAAACCUAGAACUUCAAAAUGUUCAUAUUCUAUUCAAAAGGAAAAAAAAAAAAAGUACAUCUAUAAAUUAAAAAGGAAAGAAAACUCACCAACCAACCAACCAACCAACCAACCAACCAACCACAAACCGCCCUAAAGUGACAGCUGCUGAUGUCAGAGCGUCAGCCUCCGUACUCUCUUUUGUAAGAAAGAAAGUGCAAAAUCAACUUGAAGCAAGCUCUCUCGUAACAUAAUGAUUAUAUGACAAUCCCGAAGAAACCACAGGUUCCAUAGAACUAAUAUCCUCUCUCUCUGUCUCUCCCCCUUUUUUUUCUUUUUUCUUUCCCCUUGUGCCAUGGAAUCUGGGUGGGAGAGGAUGCUGCGGGUAGCAGAAUGCUAAACUUCCCUAACAUUUUGAAGUUUCUGUAGUUCGUCCUUUAUCUUGACACCCAUGUAAAUGUCCAAAAUGUUGAUCUUCCACUGCAAAUUUCAAAAGCCUUGUCAAUGGUCAAGCGUGCAGCUUGUUCGACGGUUCUUUCUGAAGAGCGGACACGGUGUUACAUUACUAAUGAGAGUUGGGUAGAACUCUCUGGGAUGUGUUCAUAUAGUGUAAUUGCUACAUUCUCUGAUGUAGUUAAGUAUUUACAGAUGUUAAACGGAGUAUUUUUAUUUUAUGUACAUACUAUACAACAAUGUUCUUUUUUUGUUACAGCUAUGCACUGUAAAUGCAGCCUUCUUUUCAAAACUGCUAAAUUUUUCUUAAUCAAGAAUAUUCAACUGUAAUUAUUGAGGUGAAACAAUUAUUGUACACUAACAUAUUUAGAAGCUGAACUUACUGCUUAUAUAUAUUUGAUUGUAAAACAAAAAAAAGACAGUGUGUGUGUCUGUUGAGUGCAAUGACAAAAUGAUGCUUUAUGCAUUUCCAUCUCUUUAGGUGAGCUUUGAUCUAAGCAUCUUGUCAAGAAAUAUCCUAGUCCCUAAAGGUAUUAACCACUUCUGCGAUAUUUUUCCACAUUUUCUUGUUGCUUGUUUUUCUUUGAAGUUUUAUACACUGGAUUUGUUAGGGGAAUGAAAUUUUCUCAUCUAAAAUUUUUCUAGAAGAUAUCAUGAUUUUAUGUAAAGUCUCAAUGGGUAACCAUUAAGAAAUGUUUUUAUUUUCUCUAUCAACAGUAGUUUUGAAACUAGAGGUCAAAAAUCUUUUUAAAAUGCUGUUCUGUUUUAAUUUUUGUGAUUUUAAUUUGAUACAAAAUGCUGAGGUAAUAAUUACAGUAUGAUUUUUACAAUAAUUAACGUGUGUCUGAAGACUAUCUUUGAAGCCAGUAUCUCUUUCCCUUGGCAGAGUAUGAUGAUGGUAUUUAUCUGUAUUUUUUACAGUUAUGCAUCCUGUAUAGAUACUGAUAUUUCAUUCCUUUGUUUACUAAAGAGACGUAUUUAUCAGUUGCAGAUAGCCUAUUUAUUAUAAAUUAUGAGAUGAUGAAAAUAAUAAAGCCAGUGGAAAUUUUCUACCUAGGAUGCAUGACAAUUGUCAGGUUGGAGUGUAAGUGCUUCAUUGGGAAAAUUCAGCUUUUGCAGAAGCAGUGUUCCUACUUGCACUAGCAUGGCCUCUGAUGUGACCAUGACGUUGUUCUUGAUGACAUUGCUUCUGCUAAAUUCAAUACAAGCUUCAGAAAAAAAAAAACCCUCCAUUUUCAGCAUCAGGAUUUCAUCCGAGUGUGGAGUCCCGAGAACGGAGAUCAGUAAAAUUUGGAGCACGUAUUCAAGUUUCUAAAUUGAGAUUUGAUUACUGUUUGGCGGACAGGACAUUUUUGGGGGACACGAUAUACACCUACUCUUUAAUUGUUCUUUUCCUUUCUCUCACCCAACACGAUCUUAUAAGACGGAUUUCACCCCGAGGCCAGUGCAGCUCAUUUUGAUAGCUGCAUCCAUUGAUCACCAGCAUAUUGUGUUCUGACUGAAUCCACUGUCUGUCCUGUCGGAUGCUUGCUUGAGUUUUUUGGCUUCUUAUUUCUAAGUAGAUAGAAAGCAAUAAAAAUAACUAUGAAAUAAAAGAACUUGUUCACAGGUUCUGCGUUACAACAGUCACACAUCUUUAAUCCGCCUAAUUCUUGUUGUUCUGUAGGUUCAAGGCAGGUAUUUUCACUCUGUGUGAGCGCCAAACUAAAGUUUACAGUCUUUCUUUCUGAAUUUUGAGUAUCCUCUGUUGUAGAAUAAUACGAAAAAGACUACUAAGAGCAAUAAAUUAUUUUUAAGAAAUUGAUAUUUAGUAAAUCCUAUUAUGUGUUCAAGGACCAGAAGCGUUCUCUAUUUUGCCUUUAAAUUUUUGUGAUCCAAUUUUAAAUCCAUUCUGCUUUUUGCCCUGGAUUGUUGUUGACAUGAGUGGAACAGUUGGUUUCUUUUCUGACUUUUCAAAAGACGAUACCACAGAUAACCACGUUGAGGAUUAAUUUGUGCCCCCUCUGGCCUGACAAAUACUGUUACCAUGAAGAUAGUUUUCAUCAAUGGACUUCAAAUCGCAUCCAAAUUAGUGGAGCUUUUGUAUCUUACGCAGACACUGUGGGUAGCCCGUCAAAAUGGAAGCUGUGUCCUCUUUAUUUGUAUUUUUGGUUUUUUGGGAAAGAAUAUUUCAAAGAAACACACCCCAUCAUCACUGGAGACAAAUUUCAGCAUAGAUCUGUAGGCUUUUUAGAUGACCGAGGGCCGUUGCCUUCAUGCUGUGGUAAGUACCACAUCUACAAUUUUGGUAACUGAACUGGUGCUUUAGAAAUGUGGGUUUUUUUUUUUUUUUUCUUUUUCUAACAGAGAUGUAGCCAAAUCAUUCUUCCAGUGCAACAAAAUCAAUUUUUGCUAAAUGACUCCAAGAACAACGGUUGGGCUGUCAACAUUCAAAGCAGCAGAGAGGGAAUUUGCACUAUUAGGGUAUGAUGUUCGGGUCAGUUGAAAAAGGAAGCCUUUUCAUGCCUUUGGAUGUGAGCUUUCAGUAGGUAAUGAUUAUGUGUCCUUUUCUGAUGGCUGUAACGAGAACUUCAAUCACUGUAGUCUAAGACCGGAUCUAUAGAUGACCUAGAAUAGCCAUGUAAUAUAAUGUGAUGAUUCUAAAUUUGUACCUAUGUGACAGACAUUUUCAAUAAUGUGAACUGCUGAUUUGAUGGAGCUACUUUACGAUUUGUAGGUGAAAGUGUAAUACUGUUGGUUGAACUCUGCUGAAGAGAGAAAGUGAGCGAUUAGUUGAGCCCUUGCCGGGCCUUUUUUUCCACCUGCCAAUUCUUCAUGUAUUGUUGUGGUUUUAUUCAUUGUAUGAAAAUUCCUGUGAUUUUUUUUUUUUUUUUAAUGUGCAGUACACAUCAGCCUCACUGAGCUAAUAAAGGGAAACGAAUGUUUCAAAUCUA